UCCCUGGACUUGAGAUUUGUUGUGAGAACUCAAGGCAGCACGUCAUGAAGCUCUCACACGUCCCAUCUGGGAAGAAUAAGACAUGCCCAAACCUUAUUCAUUGCAGGGCCAAUGAGGAAGCUGAAGUAUGUUGAGAGUCCCCGAGUGCCAGCAGACUCAGCUGUAAUGCCAUUGAGAAAAGUCUUGGAGCUGCCGGACCCCAACCAAAAUGAAUGUGCACUUGAGAAGACCUCUGGCUGUUCCCCGGCUGCUCAGGAGCUGAUGACGAGGCUGGGAUUCCUGCUCGGUGAAGGCAUUCCCAACACCGCGCGAGUAUCUAUGGAUGAGAAGAAUGAAACUAUGUGUACAGUGACAAGUCACGGGAUAAGUCCCUGCUCAACACUGACGAACAGCACAGCUUCUCCAAGCACUGCCAGUCCUUGCUCCACGCUGAACAGCUGCAUCAUCAAAACAGCCGCCAACAGAACCAGUCCCAGCGGAACCAUCAGCAGCCCCAGCUCCACCCUGGAAAGCAAAGACAGCGGAAUAAUCGCCACCAUCACAAGUUCAUCGGAGAAUGACGACCGCAGUGGUUCCAGUUUAGAGUGGAGUAAAGACGGCAGUCUGCGGACUGUAGGAUAUCAAGGGAUGAUUCACGAGAGGAGAACAGAUAAUUGCUCGCCCGUCGUAGAAGAAGAAACUGGCAGCACGGCAGAAAAUAUGCCCAAAAGUGACUCGUCUGCUGGCGAAGGCCCCGUUUCUUACAUGCAGAACUCCAGCUCAUUGAUGAUGCAACGACCCAACUCCGUGGCAGCAACAAGUUCCACAAAACUGGAAGACUUGAAUUACCUGGAUGUACAGCGAAAUGCUCCUCUACGCACCUCCAUCCGAAUGCCCUGGCAUAACACAGCAGGAUCACCACGCUUUGUCCCCUACAAGCCACAGGACAUUCUCUUGAAGCCGCUGUUGUUUGAAGUGCCAAGCAUAACAACGGACUCAGUGUUUAUUGGAAGGGGCUGGCUCUUUCAGGAGACUGAGGAAAAGAUGAGAAGUUCAGAGCUGCCGGACAACCGCGGAGUAGUAAUUGUUGGCUCCGUUGGCUUUGGAAAGACGGCAAUCAUUUCCAAGCUGGUGGCGCUCAGCUGUCACGGGACCCGUAUGAGGCAGAUUGCCUCUAGUAGCCCCUCUUCAUCUCCUAAGGGUAUUGACCACAGUCAGGAGAUCCCUCUGUCUCAGACAUCACCACUGAGCCUAAAUAUGUGCGGGUCAACCACUAUGAAAACAUUGGGACCCAGAGGAAGUCCUGAACACCAAAAAAUGAUGGAUGAUUCCUUAAAACACCUGGCCUCAAAGGUUGUUGCCUAUCACUACUGUCAAGCUGAUAACACGUAUACUUGUCUGGUGCCGGAGUUUGUGCACAGUAUCGCUGCCUUGUUGUGCCGGUCGCAUCAGUUGACGGCCUAUCGGGACCUUCUCAUUAGAGAACCUCAUUUACAAAGCAUGCUCAGCCUGCGAUCCUGCGUGCAGGACCCAUUGACUGCCUUCAGAAGAGGAGUUCUGGAACCUCUGACAAACCUGCGUCGAGAGCGGAAGAUCCCGGAGGAAGAAUUCAUCAUUUUGGUAGACGGUUUGAACGAAGCUGAAUUCCACAAGCCUGACUACGGUGACACCAUUGCCACAUUCGUCAGUAAAUUAAUUUCCUCGUUCCCGUUAUGGAUAAAGCUUAUCGUGACAGUGCGGGCUAAUUUUCAGGAAAUAACAAGUUCACUGCCUCUAUCCAAGAUUUCCUUAGAUGAUUUCCCAGAGAACAAAGAAAUCUACAAUGACCUGAGCGCUUAUAUACAAUACAGAAACAGCACUAGCCAGGAAAUCGCUAACAAUAUCUCUAUAAAUGGCAAAACAGAUGCCAGCAGUAUCGGCAAACUGACAGACCACCUGGUGAUGCUGAGCCAGGGCUCCUAUCUAUACCUGAAGCUCACCCUGGAUCUUUUUGAAAAGGGCCACCUAGUCAUCAAGAGCUCCAGUUACAAAGUGGUGCCCGUUUCCCUGUCUGAGCUGUAUUUGCUCCAGUGCAAUAUGAAGUUUAUGACCAAUUCCGCCUUUGAGAAAGCACUUCCUAUUCUGAACUUGUCUUUGGCCUCGUUACACCCCAUGACAGACGAGCAGAUUUUCCAGGCCAUCAACGCAGGCAAUGUUUAUCCGGAGCACAACUGGAAAGACUUCCAGCAGCGGAUGGAACAUCUCUCGUCCUUUCUGAUAAAAAGAAGGGAUAAGACGCGCAUGUUCUGCCACCCGUCUUUCAGGGAAUGGCUAGUAUGGAGAGCUGACGGAGAGAGUACGCAGUUCCUGUGUGAACCGCGAAGUGGACAUGCCCUAUUAGCAUUCAUGUUUUCUCGACAAGAAGGAAAAUUAAAUCGGCAGCAGACCAUGGAAUUGGGUCACCAUAUCUUAAAAGCGCACAUAUUUAAGGGACUCGGUAAGAAGAGUGGGGUCUCGUCCAGUACUCUUCAGGCCUUGUGGAUUGGAUACAGCACGGAUGGUUUGUCUGCCGCCCUUGCUUCUCUUAGGAAUUUGUACACCCCGAAUGUAAAGGUGAGCCGACUUCUGAUAUUAUCAGGGGCAAACAUCAACUACAGGACCGAGGUUUUAAAUAACGCUCCGAUCCAGUGUGUCCAGGCACACCUCGGUCAUGAGGAGAUGGUCAGCCUGCUGCUGGAAUCUGGUGCCAUCGUGGAUGGGAUGUCUGAAAGUGGAAUGACCCCGUUGUGCUACGCAGCUGCUUCUGGACACCUAAAUAUUGUAACCCUUCUGUGCAAAAAAGGAGCAAAGGUAGAUCACGUAGACAAGAAAGGACAGAGUGCCUUGGUACACAGUGCUCUGAGAGGACACUGCAGUAUCCUCAAGUUUUUACUGAAUUGUGACUGGACAUCUUCCAUCCAACAACCAAACUAUGUAAGGCGAAGCCAUGCUCUUCAACAGUCUCUGACCGCAGCAGCCAGUAUGGGACACACAGAGGUGGUGAGAUGUCUUUUGAAUCACGAGAAAGAUUUCCCAUUAGACAUCAAUGAGAAUGACACACUUUGGGGAGAGACAGCUCUCACAGCAGCAGCAGGAAGAGGGAAGUUGGAAGUCUGCGAACUACUGCUGGACCAUGGAGCCAUCUUGUCACGCCUUAAUAGACGUGGGAUAUCUCCCCUCUUCUGUGCAGUGCGCCAAGGGCACUGGCAGGUCGCCAGGCUUCUCAUGCAGCAUGGCUGUGAUGUAAAUCUGAUUGACAAGCAAGGCCGGACUCCCCUCAUGGUCGCUGCGUGUGAAGGCCAUUGUGGUACUGUGGAGUUUCUUCUGUCCGAGGGUGCAGACAUCGUUGCAGUAGACAAGGAAGGGUUAACUGCCCUGAGCUGGGCCUGUCUCAAGGGUCACAGAUCCGUGGUCCAGUGCCUCGUAGAAAGAGGCUCCAGCAUUGACCAAAUGGACAGGAACGGCCGCACACCUCUGGACCUGGCUGCCUUUUACGGAGAUGCCGAAAUUGUACGUUUUCUGAUGUUCAUGAUUGAACAUGUCGAUUACAGUGGAAUGCGUCCGUUGGAUCGAGCCAUAGGAUGCCGAAACACAGCCGUCGUUGUGACUCUGCUGAGAAAAGGAGCCAAGCUAGGAAAUGCAGCUUGGGCGAUGGCGACUUCUAAACCAGACAUCUUGAUCAUUCUCCUGCAGAAGCUAAUGGAUGAAGGCAAUAUCUUGUACAGAAAGGGGAAGAUGAAAGAGGCUGCACAGAGGUACCAAUACGCUCUCAGGAAGUUUCCCCGGGAAGGUUUUGGAGAAGAAAUGAAAGCUUUCAAUGAGCUGCGUGUGUCCCUCUACUUGAACUUGUCCAGAUGUCGCCGAAAAACAAAUGACUUUGGCAUGGCUGAAGAGCUUGCAACCAAGGCACUAGAGCUGAAACCAAAGUGCUUUGAAGCUUAUUACGCCAGGGCAAGAGCUAAGCGAAACAGCAGGCAGUUUGUUGCUGCUCUCGCUGACCUAAAUGAGGCUAUGAAAUUGUGCCCCAACAACCAGGAAAUAAAGCGGCUUCUAUCCCGUGUAGAAGAGGAGUUCAAACAGCAUCAAAAGAGCCAACAGCAGAAACAGUGCCAGCCGCCUCCACCACCGAGCAAUGAUUCUGACCAAGAGGAUGAAGCUCUGGAAGAAACAUUGGACAAUCAUCUGAGCCUUCAGGAGAUCCAGGAAGAUGAAAGUCCUCCUUCAGACAAGCUCCCGGCAAACUCAAAGCCACAGGAUGUACCAAACAACCACAGAGCUGCAGAAUAUAUUAACCAGAAGUUCCAUUCUGAAUCUUCUGAGGAACAUCAGGCUAAAAAUGUAUGCCUCCAACAAGCUCUGGUGCAAAGGCCGACAAAGCAAGCACAGAUAGUAAAAACCAACCAGCACAUGAAUUCCCUGCAGUCUAUAUCUAGAUCUACCAAUAGUUUUUCUGCCAUGAAAAACCAGUCUUCCACUCUGGCGCCUCCAAGCCCUCUUCCUCUAAGACCAUCCUCUAACCAAGCCAGUAUGAGAGGUCCUAAUGCAGAUGGGAAGCAUCCUGCGUCUUCUGGAACUCACGGUUCUGCUUACAGUGAAAAGGUUCCUUCAGUUCUUGCCAUCCACAGACAGCCUGGUGAGAUUGUCCAUUCCUAUAAGGCUUCAGGUUCCUUUGUUUCUAAAACUGCGGAAAGGUUUGUGGGAUUUUCUGCAGCCCAAGAAAAUCAGUUUGUUUGUAAAGAAAAGCCAACAGCAGUAGCAGAGACCAAAAGAAUGGCAUCCCACAGUUUGACUUCAAGUAGUAGUUUUUCUGAGGGUGUUAAAGGGCCUGAUGUGCGCAGCAAAGAAAAUAAGCCCAACCAAAUUGUAAGUGCAUCAGUGGACAACAGACCGCGAAACAUACCCUUCAUGGGGAUCAUCGACAAAACCUCCAGAUCCUUGCAGCCGACUGUUCCGUCUGCUCGUAGUUGGCAAAACCAAACCGACUUAAACCCCAAUCCUCCGGGGACUGGGUCAUCUGCAGGUUUUGAAAAGUUCACUGGUAAGCCGGCAACCAAUUAUGGAAAUAAAAACAAGACCAUGCCAAACGUAUUUGGAGGGAAUACUCACAAUGGGGUGGUAUACUCGAAGGACUUUGAGGAUGGAAAGUGUCAAACGUCCAGCCUUUCUCAAGAAUCCAAGGCUGUUGCCCAAUCAUACCAAGAGGCAAUGCUGAGGUCACAAUCUAUCUUGGCUAAAGACUCCAAUUUAGGCUCAAUGUCUUCUACAAAACCAAAGCGAUCAUUCAUAGAGUCUAAUGUGUAACAAGACCAG
Nanorana parkeri is the source of this 5307-nucleotide messenger RNA. RefSeq names its product tetratricopeptide repeat, ankyrin repeat and coiled-coil containing 1 (gene TANC1). Gene Ontology annotation, molecular function: protein binding. The record is from RefSeq and is a predicted model, not a curated record. The transcript is spliced from 23 exons. Bases 112 to 5298 code for a protein of 1728 amino acids. Lineage: Eukaryota; Metazoa; Chordata; Amphibia; Anura; Dicroglossidae.